GAUAAAAGGAGCAAGACCAAGUGAUAGGUGGUCUUUCCUCUUUCCUCUUCCUCGUUAUCCUCUCCAAAUCAUAGCAUAACCAUUCUUUUUAUCACAAACAAGCACUGCCUUUCUCUUCUAGGGUCAGGCUUUUCAAGUUCCCUACUUUUUCCUUGAAACUCUGUCUAAUCUGACCCCCCCUAAAAACAAUGACCUCAACAACAACAGCAACUCAAAUUCAUGUUCUUACUGCAACUGGGUUCUCAACAAAACCUACCAAUCUUUCUCCAUCAACAGUCUUCUUCAGCCAAUCACUCACCAAAACGACACACUCCUUUGGCCUUAUUGCUACAACACCAACAAUUUCAAGGUUUCCUGUUUCUACCAAUGCAAAGGCCAAUCCAACUGGAGAACAGAAAUGGACCCAUGAAGGCUCUGUCACUGAAUCACUACCUAAUGGUAUGUUUCGGGUUCGCCUAGACAACGAAGAUUUAAUUAUUGGUUAUAUCUCUGGUAAGAUACGCAAGAAUUUUGUUCGGAUUUUGCCAGGAGAUAGAGUCAAGGUUGAAGUGAGUCGUUAUGAUUCGAGUAGAGGACGUAUUGUUUAUAGACUCCGCAAUAGAGAUCCGACUAGUGAAUGAUGGGGCUGUGUCUUUUUCUUUUAUGCAAGUUGUGAAAACAUUUGAAUUCGUCUCAUUACUUUUGUCAUUCAUGCUUGCAAAUGAACUUAUUAUAUGGUUGUUUUUUUAUGUCUUCGGGGGGGCAUCAUAGAAUGGUUGGAAUUGUGGGGUGAACUGGGGAUUAUCUAAUUGUUUCUGUCUUGGAUUUGUUCAACUUAUCGAAGUACAUGAAGAGAGAGUUUUAGCGAUGACCAGCAUUUUGCUUGUGUGCUGCUGUGAUAAACAUCACUUUUAUCUCCUUGAACAGCUCUUUCUAGGGCAAAUGAUGAUUGUAAUAUCACCAGAGUUUAGUAAUGAAUGCUCUGUUUUCUUA
Molecule: messenger RNA, 972 nt
Organism: Populus nigra (black poplar)
Lineage: Eukaryota; Viridiplantae; Streptophyta; Magnoliopsida; Malpighiales; Salicaceae
Product: translation initiation factor IF-1, chloroplastic-like
Exons: 1
Coding region: 189-620 (143 amino acids)
Biological process (GO): translational initiation
Cellular component (GO): cytosol
Molecular function (GO): translation initiation factor activity; ribosome binding; RNA binding
Source: RefSeq, a predicted model, not a curated record